Coffea eugenioides is the source of this 483-nucleotide messenger RNA. RefSeq lists its product as uncharacterized. The coding region runs from base 1 to 483 and encodes 160 amino acids. The record is from RefSeq and is a predicted model, not a curated record. Gene Ontology annotation, molecular function: RNA-DNA hybrid ribonuclease activity; nucleic acid binding. The transcript has 2 exons. Lineage: Eukaryota; Viridiplantae; Streptophyta; Magnoliopsida; Gentianales; Rubiaceae.
AUGGCAUGGAAUGAGUUUCAGCUGGCACAAGGGGGGGAGCAAAACAUGACAAUUUGGCAGUGGGAGAGCAGGAGAAGGGCAGGAGAUGGGUUGCACCGCAAGCUGGCUGGAUCAAGCUCAAUACUGAUGCAGCUUUGGACCAAAAGCGUGGAGGAAGCUCUGGCAAUAAGAGAAGCUAUGGUAUUAGCCAAACGAAUGGGAUGGAGGAAAGUGGAGCUGGAAUCGGACUGUAAGUUAGUAGUGGACAAGAUCAAUGCAAGGGAGGAGGAAGUCAGCAUAGCCACAAUUCAGUUGGAUAUUUGGAGACUGAUGAAAGAUUUUGAUAAAUGUUGUUGUUCCUAUACUAGAAGGAGCAACAACUAUGUAAGUCACUAUUUAGCAAAGUUUGCUAUAACACUGAUUGAUGUAGCUGAAUGGAAGCUUAGCUUCCCAGCGUGGUUGCUUGAGUUAGCUCAAGCUGAUCUACAGGAGCAGUUGCUCUGA